GGCGUUUUCUUCUUUGCUCGGUCAUAUGACGUCUUGAUCUUGUGACUGAAAUUUUGUGUAUUUGUUGCUGCUGCAAAACUCUGGUGGUGCCCCGUAUCGCGCAAAAGAAGGCUCCAACAUGCGCUACACACUCGGUUACAUCUUCUCGACGUCGUUCGUGUCGGUCGCGACCGUACUGAUACUGUACCAUGUCCUCACGGGCAAGGGCGAGCGCGUCAGCGUCGGCUGGUUCCUGGAGGAAACCUCCCCGUACAUGUGGGCCACCCUCGGCAUCGGGUUCGCGGUCGCCCUGUCCGUCGUCGGCGCCGCCAUGGGCAUCCACACGACCGGCGUGAGCAUCGUGGGUGGCGGUGUGAAGGCCCCGCGCAUCAAGACGAAGAAUCUGAUCUCGGUUAUCUUCUGUGAGGCGGUCGCCAUCUACGGGCUGAUCACGGCCAUCGUGCUGUCUGGCAUGCUGGACAGCUUCAAGUGGUCGACGAUAGCGGCCAACGAGAACAUCCGCAACAACAACUGGAUGUCCGGUUAUGUAAUGUUUGGCGCUGGACUGGCCGUCGGACUGGUCAACCUGUUCUGCGGUAUCGCGGUCGGUAUUGUAGGAUCCGGUGCGGCCCUGGCCGAUGCCGCCAACUCGGCCCUGUUCGUGAAGAUUCUGAUCGUGGAGAUCUUCGGUUCCGCCAUCGGUCUGUUUGGCCUGAUCGUCGGUAUUUACAUGACCUCCAAGGUGAAGAUGGGUGACAAGGAGUAAGCAGUGGAUAUGUGGAGGGGGAGAUAGAGAGAGAAUGGGAAGGCAAACCACCCGACACACCCGUAUGUUCAAACACAAAGCACAAUUGCCACCUGUCUUGCUCCCCCAGAAAGCGAAAGAUUAUCAAUGAAGUCCUAGCGAAAUGAAUUCCAAAAGUAUUCAACAACCAAUUCAGCCACCUACUAUCGGCCACGAAGCAAAACAAAUGCGAGGACCCCUCAUGGAUGAUUAUGUGUUUAUAAGAUUAUUGUUAUUUAAUUUGCUAGAUCCAAUCCUCGACGGGGGCUGCCCAUAACCGUCACGAGGACAGAACUGUCUGUUUGGCCAUUCCAAGUAUAUAAAGUAUGAUGCACCGUGGCUAGUGUCACCAGAGCUUUCCCAAAGCCGAAUGAUGUGGCGGCCGACGGGUUCCACAGACGGCGGCGACAACAAUUUCUCCACCAAUUUCCGUCACCACCUGUCGCCGUGCUGCUCUGCUCUGCCUGAUAAGAAGAGGGGAAGGAAGAGAACAACCGGAAAUGGGAGGAACAGAAACCGAUCAUCACCACCUUCCCCCUCCUCCCGCGCCAACAGUUGUUGUAUUUUUCUUUCCCCUCUGUACAUUGUUGUAAAUGCCCGUCCGCGAUGAUGGCAAACUUUAGUUUCGUUUCGUUACCCUGCAAUGCUUACUCUUUUACUCCCUUGUACCUGCGCUGCCGGGCAAGGAUUAUCAGUGUGUAUAAACAAAAAGCAAAGAAAAAGUACUUGAUGUAUGUAAACAUUAUUCCACCCCAAACGUUCUCCCCCAACUUAAUAAAGAAAGUAAAGUAGCUUAAUUGUGAGAAUCGAUCAAAGAAUUAUGCGAUGUAUCGAACGCAAUGAGUAUCAGAAUAAAGUUCUCUCCCAAACCAA
Molecule: messenger RNA, 1636 nt
Organism: Anopheles merus
Lineage: Eukaryota; Metazoa; Arthropoda; Insecta; Diptera; Culicidae
Product: V-type proton ATPase 21 kDa proteolipid subunit-like
Exons: 3
Coding region: 119-745 (208 amino acids)
Biological process (GO): proton transmembrane transport
Cellular component (GO): proton-transporting V-type ATPase, V0 domain
Molecular function (GO): proton-transporting ATPase activity, rotational mechanism
Source: RefSeq, a predicted model, not a curated record